AGUAGGGCAUUUUUCUGCGCCGGGCCGCCUCUGCCUUCAAAAGAUACCAGGAGCCACCGGAUCUUUCAUUCACUCUCCACUUUUUAGCUAUAAAGUCAUACCCACCUCGUUGUUUCCGCUUGCCAAGCUCAUAAGCCUACCUGCCCAACUCAACUCUCAUAUUUGAUCCUCUCCUGUUCAGGGUAAAUAUGGCAACUGUGACUGUUCCCUCCCAAUGCAUGGUCAAAAUUGCACCCAAAAAUCAGUUUGCAAGCACCAUAAUCAAGAAUCCGUGUUCACUGGGAUCAGUAAGGAGCAUCUCCAAGUCUUUUCGCUUGAAAUGCUCCCAAAAUUUUAAAGCAUCAAUGGCAGUGUACAAAAUCAAGCUAAUUGGGCCAGAAGGUGAAGAGCAAGAAUUUGAUGCAGCUGAUGAUACAUACAUCCUAGAUGCAGCUGAGAAUGCUGGAGUUGAGCUGCCGUAUUCUUGCAGGGCUGGGGCUUGCUCUACUUGUGCCGGGAAGAUGGUGUCAGGUUCAGUCGACCAGUCUGAUGGUUCCUUCCUGGAUGAGACUCAAAUGAAGGAGGGUUAUCUACUGACUUGCAUUUCAUACCCGACUUCUGAUUGUGUGAUUUACACUCACCAGGAGAGUGAACUUUGCUGAGUAGUCUGUCAUAGUUCAGUAGAUUAUGAAGUUUAAGUAAACCUGUUAAAAGGAUUCGUCUGAUGAUGAAGGUACUUUUGGACCUUUGGUUCUUUUUUAAGUGGCUUUAUAAUCAGUAUGUUGGUGAUAUUCACCCAUCCAGUUUGUACUGGUAAUUCUGUUGCCUAAAUUUAUAAGCUUUGGUUUAUGAAAUGUGACCAUUUUCAAACCA
Messenger RNA from Hevea brasiliensis (rubber tree), 852 nucleotides. RefSeq names its product ferredoxin, root R-B2. The coding region runs from base 189 to 641 and encodes 150 amino acids. Gene Ontology annotation, cellular component: plastid. The record is from RefSeq and is a predicted model, not a curated record. Gene Ontology annotation, molecular function: 2 iron, 2 sulfur cluster binding; electron transfer activity. Gene Ontology annotation, biological process: electron transport chain. The transcript has 2 exons. NCBI's taxonomy places the organism in Eukaryota, Viridiplantae, Streptophyta, Magnoliopsida, Malpighiales, Euphorbiaceae.